AUGGCGUAUAGUCUCUCACAGUCAUAUUGCGGCGAUAACUUCGCCUCACAAUUCAACUGGUUCAACGGCGUAGACCCAUCUCGUGGGUUCGUCAGGUACCAGAGUGAACCUGAUGCGCUCGCCAAGGGCCUGUAUUCAGUAGACCCAGACACACAAGUUGUCACUAUAAGAGUGGACAGCACCAAUACCUACCCCCUCGAUGGUGGCCGGCCCAGCGUGCGGCUUGAGAGCAAGCAGGCUUAUAAUGGCGGCCUUUUCAUCGGCGACUUCUCUCACAUGCCACCGUCGGAUUGCGGUCUAUGGCCAGCUUUUUGGUUGUAUGGCCCUGACUGGCCGGCCAAUGGUGAAGUCGACAUUAUCGAAGGAGUCAACACGGCGACGAGGAACCUCCUGACGGCACAUACGGCCCCCGGCUGCAUGCUCCCCCAGGACGUGAAGAACAUGGUUACAGGAGAUCCCAUCUCCUAUAACUGCGCCAGUGGGGCCUACAACGCGACCGGCUGCAGCUACUUUGCAACUUACAGCGACAAAGCGACCUACGGCGACGGCUUCAACGCCGUAGGAGGCGGCGUCUACGCCAUGGACUGGACCCCCGAAGACAUUCGCAUCUGGCACUGGCCCAGACAUUCCGUCCCACGCGACAUCAUCGAGAAGAGACCCGACCCGAACUCGUGGGGUCGUCCGAUGGCGCUGUUCGGGGCAUAUUCGUGUGAGCCAGGCCGGUACUUCCGCGACAUGAACCUCAUCCUGCAGACCAAUUUCUGCGGCGACUAUGCCGCUGGCGUCUGGAGCUCGGACGGCGCUUGCACGAAGCUCGCGCCCACUUGUGCCGAGUACGUUGCGAACAAUCCGUGGGCUUUUGGUAAUGCAUACUGGGAGGUGAAUUACAUCGACGUCUACGAAAAACGCCACUGGAAAAAAUCAGCAGAACCAACCACCACAACCACCCUUCAGACGACGUCAACCGUCACUCACACCGUAUUCCUUGGCACCACAGCCGCCCAAAACGGCUCAUCGUCGAGCUCAGGCCAGGACGCCAUUGUGCCCGAGCAUGAUCCUGCCACCAUUGGCGAGUACGCCAACCUCGGCUGCGUCUCGUCGGAAAACGGAUUCGCGACGUUCGAGUUUGUAGGGGCCGAUAGCGGCAUGACCCCUGAGAUGUGUGUUGGCCGGUGCACUCCUUCGCGGUACGCCGGUGUCCACCAUGAUCAAUGCAUCUGCGCCGACGAACUAGACGGCUCCACCCGUGCCACUUCCGACCGCACCCAAUGCGACAUCCCCUGCCCCGGCAACGAGGACGAGUUCUGCGGCGGCAUCGCCUCGUCGCCAUCGCCUUCCCAGCCGCAACGCCGGCAAAACGGAGGCUUCAAUGCCGACGCCGCCACGCUGAUCAACUUGUACGGCAUGGUCGGGGGGCGGAACGACACCCCCGCCCUGGGUCCAGGCCUAGGCCGCAACCAGGCCGAACAAGAAGACGAAGAUCAGGUGCAGGAGGGAGACGACUUCGUCGACGACGUCAGGACGACGACCAUGGUCCAACCACCUCCCGCGCAAACUCCUUCUCCAGAGCCGGAGUUUGUCGUGGUGAAUGCUGCACCCGUAACGAAACGGGGCUUCAUCAUUUGGCUUCCCGCAGUGUUGGCGAUUAUUCGAUUACUGAUGUGA
Sodiomyces alkalinus F11 is the source of this 1665-nucleotide messenger RNA. RefSeq lists its product as hypothetical. The record is from RefSeq and is a predicted model, not a curated record. Gene Ontology annotation, molecular function: hydrolase activity, hydrolyzing O-glycosyl compounds. The transcript has 7 exons. Gene Ontology annotation, biological process: glucan catabolic process. NCBI's taxonomy places the organism in Eukaryota, Fungi, Ascomycota, Sordariomycetes, Glomerellales, Plectosphaerellaceae. Bases 1 to 1665 code for a protein of 554 amino acids.